AUGCCCAUUUUGGAACGCCGUCGACCAGGCCAGCGGCGGCCCGAAAGAAGAGUAGUGGACGACGACGACGAUGUCCCGGGAAGCGACCUCCCCGAAUACGAGACCCUUGCCUGUCCCCUCUCGGCGGAGGCUAAGCGUGCCAUCGCGGACCUCUCGAACAGCCGUGAUGUUCACCGCUAUCAGAACCACGUAAAGACCUCCAUACGACACCUUGGCUUCUCCGUCGUCGGCAUCAACGACGCCAUCCGUACCCGCCACGAGACCCUGAAGCGUUUUGCCGAAAAGCGUGCCGAGUCCAACGAUCUCGAAAGCCAGGAGAAGUCACAGCGCGAGCUCGACGUAGAAGCCCAUACCGCGGCCCUCGAAGAAGAGAUUCCACGUCUUACGGCCGAGGCUGAGGCCGCCCUUCGUGACCUCAUCGACAGGCAAAUCGAACUCGACGACGAGAAGGCCGCCUUGACGGAUACGGUGUCGUACUUCCAGGCCCUCCCCGAGCAAGCGCCGCGACAGCGCAGACGUCCACGUGCGGUAGCCAAUGCCGACGACUCAAAUGCAGAGGAGGAUGGCGAUGCCGUGGACGACCUACUCCCGCCGCCGGACCAGUCCGUCAUCGACAUUCUCCGCCAGAAUCGCGCAGAUAAGGCCCGCGAAUACCAGCGCCAAACCGCAUACCAACGCUAUGCUCUGAACAAUGACUAUGCUGCCUUCAAGAAGCUCUGGCACGAUGCCGUGCACGGCGACACGGAGAUGCCUCUACCUAACGCCAAGCACUGGUUCGACAACGCUGGGAACCCCAUCAUGCCAAUGCGCCGCAGCCCCGCGAAUACUGGGGAUGAACCCGGCGCUCAAGCGGCCGACCAGAGCGACGAGGACAUUGUUAUCGCUGGCGAGGUCAGGGAUUAUAGGUGCCCGCUAUCCAUGCAGCUGUUUGAGAACCCGGUCAGCAACAACGUGUGUAGCCAUACGUACGAGAAACAGUGGAUCGUCGACAUGCUGCGCAAGGCUCCAAACGAGCGUGUGCAGUGUCCCGUUUCGGGCUGCUCCAGGGAACUGGGUCUCGACGACCUGUAUGAUGACCCGGUGAUUCUGCGCAAGAUGAAGCGUGCCCUGGAAGAACAGCGACGUCUCGACGAGGAGGAGGCCGAGGAGAGCAGCUCCGACGUUGAAGAUGAGGACGAGCCUCGCCCGGUGAAGCGUGAGGCUCGCUCCAAGAGUCACAAGCGCAAGGUUGAAGAGAUUGACGACGAGUGA
Colletotrichum destructivum is the source of this 1251-nucleotide messenger RNA. RefSeq names its product Putative E3 SUMO-protein ligase Nse2 (Mms21). Gene Ontology annotation, molecular function: zinc ion binding; SUMO ligase activity. The record is from RefSeq and is a predicted model, not a curated record. Gene Ontology annotation, biological process: protein sumoylation; double-strand break repair via homologous recombination. The transcript has 2 exons. Lineage: Eukaryota; Fungi; Ascomycota; Sordariomycetes; Glomerellales; Glomerellaceae. Bases 1 to 1251 code for a protein of 416 amino acids. Gene Ontology annotation, cellular component: nucleus; Smc5-Smc6 complex.